AUGGCGGCGAGUCACCGUUCUUUUUUAUGUGAACUUCCAAAAGAUGAAAAUAAUCAAGAUUCAAAAAAUCUCUCUUUAGAACAUGUCACUUCAAAUGAACUUAAACCAAUUCUACGAGCUGUUAAAUCCAAUAACAUGACCAAAGUUUGGAAAUUUUAUAGAACUUUGGUGGAAGAAAAUAAAUUACAUCUCUUAACUCCAAUUCACCAUUCUUUAAUAUUAAAAGUUUUUGAUAUUAAGAAAGAACCAUUCAAUAUUAAUAAUGUUAAAAUGAUUAAAUCCACUUUACUUUAUAUUAUUGGUCAAAUGAAAUUAUUAGGACAUCAACCAAAUGUGAUGGAUUAUACACAUUUAUUAAAUGUAUUUAGUAGAGUGAAGGAAGCAAGACUUUGUGAAAAAUUUUGGAUUGAAUCAACUGGAAAACAAGGAAUUAAACCAUCCAUCUAUAUGUUUAAUUCUUAUUUGGCUUCCUGUUUACAAAAGGAUGAAAGAUUUUUAGGAAAAGCAAGUUUAAUUAUAAAAACAUUAAUUGAAAGUGAAUUAACUCCAAAUUUAACAACUUAUUCUUUAUUAAUAAGAUUACAUUGUUGUGCAAGAGAUUAUGAAGCAGCACAAGAAAUACUUGAUCAACAAUUUUCUAUAAAUACUAUUUCUCAAUUAUCUUCACAAUUAUCUCAAUUAACUAAAGAUUCCAAAGAUUCCAAAGAUUCUAAAGAUUCAAAUGAUUCUUCACAAUCAUCUAAAGAUUCCAAAGAUUUCAAAAAUUUCAAAAAUUUCAAAAAUUCCAUAGAUCAUUUAAAAGAUUCAAACCAGGAAUAUUUACAUUGGGAAUUAAGAUUACAUAAAUGGGCUAUGGUUAGAGCAUUAAGAUCAAUGAUAGGAUUAUAUGGAUAUUCAGGAAAAUUUUCAGAAAUGGAAAAUUGUUUUAAAAUGUUAACAAAUUAUACCAAACCGGAUAUUAAAUUAUUUAAUUCAAUGAUAUUACAUUCAUGUGAAAAUUCAAAUAUUGAAAAAGCUCAACAAUAUUUAGAAGAAAUGUUUACAAUUUAUGAGAUUAAACCUGAUCCUUUAAUACUUCGUCCCAUAAUAAAAUUAUUAUGUAUUCAAGGUAAAACUAGAUUAUCAUGUGAAAUGUUGGUGAAGAUGAAAUCUAAAUUUAACAUCAAUCCUUCGGAUUAUAGUUUAGCGACUAUUUUUAAAACGAUGAUUAAAAAAAAAAGAUUCGAUGAUGCUAAUGAAUUUGUUAAAGAAUGGAAAAUUCCCGAGACAAUAAUUGUUAUAACGAUUCGUCUUGGUUUCUUAGUAGUUGAAUUUUCUGGUGGAGUCGCAUUAGAUUUUGCUAGUUGGAGUUUAAAGAAAUUUAUUGAUAUCGAUAAUUUUGAAGAUAGAUUUCUUCCAAAUAAUUUUGUUAGUAAUGAUGAUUAUUUCAUGAUGGCAACAACGGGAGAAUGGACGAAUCUGGUAAAUGAUGGAAAAUGA
Molecule: messenger RNA, 1479 nt
Organism: Diversispora eburnea
Lineage: Eukaryota; Fungi; Glomeromycota; Glomeromycetes; Diversisporales; Diversisporaceae
Source: the annotation of a GenBank genome assembly